UCGUGUUACUUUUGUCCGGCUUUGACACGGUCGGCGGCGUUGUGCAUCAGUGAAUGAUUUGGUGCGCGCAAGCGUGAUACGGGAUUUACAACAUGGCGGAACGCAGGAAAAACAGGAAACGCAAAGACGAAGUCGCCAGUUCGGAUGGUAAGGUUGCCGAGGACAAACCGUCCAAGGAGGAGUACGAUGUCGCAAAGUGGAUUCGGAAUAAUGUACCGUCGAAAAAGACCAAGUUUGACAGAACUCACAAUGUCGAGUACUUCACGGGAUCUCGCGCGGUCGAUGCCCUAUUGGAAAAUUCACCCUGGAGCACCGUAUUCGAGACACGAGAGCAGGUGUCCGAUUAUCUCGACGUGAUGUUGAGACACAAAUUCUUUCACCGGGCAAAGAAGGUAGUGAUUUCGGAGGAGGAGCUCAAUAAAAUGAGAGGCAGUAAAAAAAAAGCUACAAAAGAAGACAAAAAAUCAUUGGAGAAAGAAGAUUCCAAGGAGAGCAAAGAUGUGAAGGAUGAGAAAGGGGAAGAGAAAGUUGAUGAACAAAAAGAGCAAAAAAAGAAACCAAAAGUACGACUGGAAAUGCAUAUGGAUCAGUAUUUUGUGGACUGUAAUGAUGCAUAUGUAUGGAUAUACGAGCCGGUUCCUGUGUACUAUUGGUUCUUUGGUACACUCGUAGUUCUAGCCGCAAUAGUAGUGUGUCUCUUCCCAUUGUGGCCGCUAACUAUUCGUCACGGAGUAUAUUACUUGAGCAUUGCAGCCGCAGGAUUUCUCAUAUUCAUACUAGCGUUAGCUAUUUUCAGAAUGAUUGUAUUCUGUCUUCUGUGGAUUCCCACAUUGGGUAGAUGCCAUUUAUGGUUGCUACCUAACUUAACAGCCGAUGUUGGUUUCUUCGCGUCCUUCUGGCCAUUGUAUCAGUAUGAAUAUUAUGGUUCCACAUCCGACAAUGACAAGAAAGUCAGCAAAAAGAAACGAAAGAAAGAGAAGGAUUCCGAUUCUGAGGACGCGCCUUUGAUUCAAUCGGAAGAGAAAUCUGCAAAAGAAGAAGAACCUAAGGAAGAAGUAUCGGGAGUCGAGGAAUCGUCACCCAGCGAAGAAAAAAAGACUUCGUCUGAUUCUGCCGAGGGGGAAGAUGUCAGCGAAGAAGGUUCUGAAAGUGAAAAAUCUAAUACGGGUCGAGAUUUUGUUAUGGUUUAAGGAGAAAGAAAAAGACGGGGGAUGGCAUAGUUUUAUAAACGACGAGAAGCUGUGUGUAGCUUCAAAUUUGCAGGGAUGAAAAGUUAUAGAAAAUUCGAUGUUAUUUGUAUAACGUAUUCAAAGAUAUAAGCGAAUACAAGUUUCUGCCGUUAUAAGUUUUUUUGCAGGUGGGGCAAGGCUGUUUUGUUUUUUUUAUCGAGACACAUCUUCAAACAUCCUGCACAAAAUAUGUGUCCGCAACGGAAUAAUGGGUUGCAGAUCGAACGAUAACAUCUCGAAACAUAUUGGACUUAAACCUUGAACUUUUCUUUGUAUCCGAUUCGACAUCUUCCGGAAUAACAUCGACAACUGUUUUUUUCUUUUUGUUUCAUUCACACAACGUUCGAAAGUGUCUGAUUAAUUCACAGUUUCCUAAAGAUUAUAGAUAACAACGGUCUCCUACAAAUUCUUUUGCGUUGUUGGGUAGGCUCUUGGUGUUUCUUUAGUCAGAUCAAUUAUGUCAAUCGGUGUUGAUGACGAAGAACUCUUUUUUACUUCUCAUUAUUUUUGUGUAUAUUUAUAUAAAUUUAUACGCAAAAAUAAUGGAAAAUAAUUUUGUGUAUACUCAUAUAUUUAUAUUAUCUAUCUGAGAAAACUUCCUCUCACGAUCAAAAUUUUGUUUUCAAUUCUCUUCGCAAUUGAUCGACUUUUUGUUCAAGUUUUGUUCUCCUCAAGAGAUACGGUUGAUUUCUUUGGCUGAAAAACUGACGCGACAAACACCCGAAAUGUGAUACUUUUGUGUAUACACAAUAAGUAAAACGCUGAAACUCUCGUUCUCGUGCACAGCUGUGCGCUAUUUUCGCGAUAGUUCGCAAAUCCACGCGAGAAUUUGAAACUGACCGAGAUUAAGACGCACGACAACUCUCGCGUCCGACGAAUCGAAAAAUCUCGAACCGACGGAAAUCAGACUUGAAGCUCGGAUGAAAAGUUUAUAUUACUUGUCUCUCAUUAAUAAUUGCUGAAACCGAUAUAUGCUUGCAAUAUAUUAAGAGAAUCUUUUGUGAAGUUGUCGAAAAAUUGAAAGAGGAACGAGCAGCAAUUCUCCGAAAUUUUUAAAAUCAGAGAAGAGAUAUAGUAGAGAAUUUUGGUUUAAUAUAAUAUUGUUGACUGUACUUUUAACUUUACCAAAAACUGAAAAUAUAUAUUUCCACACACGCACACAUAUACACACAAAAUUUCCUGCAACGUCUCCAAAAUGUUCUUCUCAAAUUGUUGUCACGAUAACUCGCGAACAAUUGAAAUAAACCACCCAGCUCAUUUUUUCUCUCUAAUAGAAUUUUACGUAUCUGAUUAAUCAACAAUGUAUUUUGACAGAUAUACAAAAUAUGUUUUACUCCCAUUUGUUCUCGAAUUUAAGUCUCGGUACUCCAUAUGUAGUAAGGAUGGGAAUGAUCUGUUACAGAGUUUGACACAAACAAUUGAUUAUAGUUGAGAUCAGAUACAGAUUCGAACUGCGUGUGUGUGUGUGUGCGUAGACACGCGUGUACGAAUAUGCUCUGGCUUAUAUCUAUUGAUUCGCAAAAUUAUACUGGCAACAAUUUGAGAAAUACAUUUUUGGAGACAUUGCAAAAGGAUUUAAUUAUUUAUAAUGUGUGUGUGUGUGUGUGUCAAUAACUACGUAGUCUUUGAAAUUAUCAACAAAUUGUAGUUAAAAGUAUGAAAAAUAAACAAUAUUAUAUCAAACUCAAGUCCUUCUUACGUCCAACCUGCGGAUUUAACACAAAUUUGACCAUACUAAAAUAACUCUUCAGAUUUGCAUUUACACAAAUUGUCCGUGAGUUUUGCACGGGGACAAUUUCCUGUGACCGAUGUGAUUGUAAGUAGUCAAUCACUCAAAAAAAAAAAAAAAAAGCGUGAACGUAUGUGUGCGAAAAAGGAGCAUAUUUUAUUCUGCAUAUAUAUACAUAUAUCUAUAAUAUAGGAAAAUCGUGUGUUUACAUGUAAUUGCAGUAUAUCGAGCGUAUAUCAGUUUCCAUUAAAAAUAAAUUGUGAGUAUUAUCCAAAGUCUUCAAUUUCUCAAUUGUGAUCGAUGUCUACCGUAGUUAAGUUUAACAGGCAUUGAUUUCUCUCCUUUUACAUGUAAAUUUUCAGUUUCAGGAGAGAGAUACUUUGUAGCUGGAAGAGAAAGAAUCUUUACGGGUAAAAAGAAUUUUGUCUGUGUGUAGAGAUUUUUUUUUUUGUUACUUACUGAUGUAGGGGUCUGUUCGUGGUUGCUCACACGUUUUGCACUCUGUUUCGUUCUUUCUUUUCUCUUAAAGUAGCUUAUUUUUGCUUUCGAAAGAAAACGAAAAACGGAACAAAAAUUGGAGUUCUGAAUUAAUUAAUCCGAUCAAUUCAGAUUCGAUUUUACAGAAAGUUACACGCACAGGCACAGGGGCGUUUAUGCGUUUUACACAAAAAAAAGUUUAAGUUGCAGAGUGGCGCCGAUAAUAUCUCGACACACAGUGAACACUACAUAACUUCACGUGUGUAAAGGCAUUAAAAACCUUUGCUUUCUGAAUAGUUUUACAAUAGAUAUCCGAAUAUCUUAUUCUAACAAAUGGAAAAGUUAUACGACACUCGUAAAACAAUAAAUUAAUAAAAUAUAAAUUAAAUGUGAAUAAACCACAAAAUCAAGCAAAGAAAAAUGGUGAUACAUUUCGUGUAUUUCGAACUUUAACCAUACGUUUCCGUCCUUACUGAAAUUGUCAGUGAUUCACAACAACUAACGCAAGAAGAUCGCAAAGACUAAUAUAGAAACUUAAUAAAAUUUUUUUAAUAAAUUGCAAAACAAAUACAUGUUGUUAAGACAGAAAAACGACUUCGUUUUUUUAUAAUUUCGAAAUUGUAUUAAGUUUCUAUGUGAUUCUUGUAAACUGCGUGUUGAUUUUUAGAUUUUGUAACCAUUGUUGGAGCAAGUGAGGACAAAAAUGUAAAAGUUGAAAUUUGAAACACGCGUUUAAUCUUUCGUUGCUCGAUGUGACCUGCUCACAUUUUAUUUAAUCUUAUUCUAAAAUACGAAAGAGUUGCAAAAAAAGUGUAAACAACAUGAACAGACCGUGUUCAUAGCUACUUCUUGCAGAACUGUGAAUAUCAUCGCUCGCGCGAGUUUCCUCCCUCCCUUCUCCCGUUUUUUUUUUUUUUUUUUAGUAGAAAAAUUAGAUUCGAUUUUACGGAAAGUUUAUAUGUACAGGCAGGGGCGUUUAUGCGUUUUGUACAAAAAGAAAGUUAAAGCUGCACCAAUAAUGUCUCGACACAAUAAAAACUUAUACAUAACUUAUAUAUAACUUCACACGUGCAAAGGCAUUAAAAACUUCUGCUUGUAUCUAUAGCCCAGGUAUUUAUUGUGUAAACAAUUAAUUUAUACAAAAUAUUUUAUUGGAAAAUUUCUCCAAUGAUAAUUGUUAUCAUUAUACGAUUUAUUAUACUUUUACAAUUAUUAUUAUUAUUAUUAUUAUCGAGGUUCUCAUGUAAGAUCACGCGCUUUUGAACCUAUCUAUGUCGAAAUAAAAAAAUCAAAUAAAGUGUUAUCUAUUAA
Molecule: messenger RNA, 4746 nt
Organism: Pseudomyrmex gracilis
Lineage: Eukaryota; Metazoa; Arthropoda; Insecta; Hymenoptera; Formicidae
Gene: Trp1
Product: translocation protein SEC62
Exons: 5
Coding region: 93-1190 (365 amino acids)
Biological process (GO): post-translational protein targeting to membrane, translocation
Cellular component (GO): endoplasmic reticulum; endoplasmic reticulum membrane
Source: RefSeq, a predicted model, not a curated record